AUGGAAGGGAGGAAGGAAACGACUUCGGAAAGGGUGUCUUUUAGCCCUUCCAAUUCGUAUACAGCGGGUCUGCACUUCUUAAAUACCAUCGCAACGUGUAUAAAUGGGAUAUUUUCAUUCAGUUUUAUUGGAUAUUUCUUUUGGAUCGGAUUUUUGUAUCUAAUAGGGAGCAUUGUAACCAUAGUCAGCUGGAUAUAUUUUGCCCCUAGAAUAAGAGACACAAUUAUUUGUCCAAGUAUGGCUAUUUAUGCUAUUUCUGGAUUCUGGGCAUUGCAUGGAGUCACAAUGUUGAUAAUUUGUUACUUAUAUUCUUCUAUGGUAGGGGAUGAUUUUGAAAAUGAGCUAUAUAAACCUACAAGAUCUACUAAUAUUUUGGGGUUCCUAGUCAAAAUUUGUCCUUUGAUCAUUCGUUUCUUCCAUCUACUCUCCCUAUGUCUAAUAUUCACUAAUAUAUUUAAUCUCCUAUUUCUGCCAGAGUGCAAUUGUGUAUAUAUUAGACGGGUUGUGGCAUACACUAUUGUUAUCUGGUGGAUUAUAACUAUUUUUGGUAUGGUCAUGAGGAAUAGGAUCGCAUUACCACCCUAUCUAUAUAAUCCGCAUCAUAGUAUGUAUAUGGUAUACGUAAAUAUGUGUUGA
Molecule: messenger RNA, 636 nt
Organism: Babesia microti strain RI
Lineage: Eukaryota; Apicomplexa; Aconoidasida; Piroplasmida; Babesiidae
Product: conserved Plasmodium membrane protein, unknown function
Exons: 4
Coding region: 1-636 (211 amino acids)
Source: RefSeq, a predicted model, not a curated record